AUUUACGAGAAAAAUAUAGAGAGUGUAUGUCACGGAUCUUUAAGGAACAUAAGGAGAAAGUUAGCACUUCAGAUUUUCAAAUGAUAAUUCGCAAUGAACAAAAAGAUUUUAUGAAACGAAUGGAAAACGUAAUAGUUAUUCGAUUAUUAGCACUGAUUCAUCAUGUUGGCAUUGUAAAAACUGGUGAUCUUGAACCAAAAGAUAUAGAUGUGCGCUGGACUGGAAAUACAAUUGGCCAUUUUACUUUGGAUGAUAAUCAUGGAAAUAAAUAUAGAUUUGCCGAACAUGCAUACUAUAUAAAUAAUUACACUAAAGAUAAUAUAGCUCUUCAAAAUUACCAAGGAGACAAUCCAGUAAAUGUGGAGUCCAACUAUGGUAGUAGGUUUAACAUACAACGUGGUGCAACAGUAAGGGUUGCUAUUUCAAUAUAUUAUGGAUGCCUUGCUUCAACAGAAUCAGAUAUACAAACAGAAUUUGAAACACACAAAUAUAUGGAAGGCAGCACUAUAACGAAUACACAAAUAUUUUCCUGGAAUACUUUACCUGAAGCCUUAAAAACUGUCCUUCCUCAAAAUUAUACAUACCAAAUUCAAAAAUUCAAUAUCCUGUCAUUAUAUAAAACACCAGAAAACUUUGAUGUUUCAAAUUUCGAAUUAGAUGCAUUUGCAAACGUUAAUAGUAAAAAGGAAGCAUCAGAGUAG
Racocetra persica is the source of this 701-nucleotide messenger RNA. The record is from the annotation of a GenBank genome assembly. NCBI's taxonomy places the organism in Eukaryota, Fungi, Glomeromycota, Glomeromycetes, Diversisporales, Gigasporaceae.